UCUUUCUGUGAAAGGUGAGGCGUGUGUUCGGAGCGGCCGGGCGGGCAACUGUGGGCGAGAGGCCACGGCGUUGGUGGCGUGGUGGCUGCUUUUUCGCUUUGGCAUUCGGAAGUCCUCACCUGCUAGACCGAAAGGCCUUUCUUCCCUGCUUCCCGUCACGAUCGCCUCAGAAUCCCCGGCUCACCGUAUCUGCCUUGCCUUGGGUGCUGAGAGAACGAACCUUGAAGAGUGUGCAGUAAAAAUAAUUUGAAACUUUGAACUAGAUCGGACCCCAGAAAGUCCUGACGUAAUGCAACUUGUCUUAAUCUGUCAGAACCUCAGCACAGUCCUCUGAAAUGGCUCACUGAGAUGAGAAUUGAAAGAGUUCAUUUCGCUCUCAAAAUGGAGUGUUCUUUAAGUUGAGAAACACUGUACCUCCUUAAUGAUUGGAAGGAAUCAAACAAUGCAGACAUAAUUCGUCUCUUGAAAGAUUGUGCCCUAGUUCUUGAAAUGCUUUUUAUUUAGAAUAGUAAUAAAAAUGGAAGAAAAAAAAGUAAGGGAUGAUGAAAAUCCAGACCAAGAAAGCUCUUCGCAAUUUUCUGAACAGUUUAAUCAGCUGGAAUUGUUGGAAACCCAUGGACACCUGAUUCCCACCGGUACUCAGAGUCUCUGGAUAGGCUAUUCUGAUGAAGAUGAGGAGCAAGAGGAAAAAAGCGAAGAGUGGUAUCAAUUGCAAGAAAAAAAAAUGGAAAAAGAUCCAAGCAAAUUGCUUCUUUGGGCUGCUGAAAAAAACCGGCUUGCUACAGUGCAGAGGCUGCUUUCUGAGAAGGCCACUGAAGUGAACACUAGGGAUGAAGAUGAGUAUACCCCUCUUCACCGAGCAGCCUACAGUGGACAUUUAGAUAUUGUUCGUGAGCUGGUGGCUCAGGGAGCAGAUGUGCAUGCAGUGACUGUGGAUGGAUGGACACCACUGCACAGUGCUUGUAAGUGGAACAACACCAGGGUGGCCUCUUUCUUACUACAGCACGAUGCAGACAUCAAUGCCCAAACAAAAGGCCUCUUGACCCCUCUGCACCUUGCUGCUGGCAACAAAGACAGCAGAGAAACCCUGGAGCUCCUCCUCAUGAAUCGAUACAUCAAACCAGGGCUGAAGAACAACUCGCAAGAGACUGCUUCCGAUAUCGCCAGGAGGACAAGCAUCUACCACUACCUCUUUGAAAUCGUGGAAGGCUGUACAAACUCUUCACCUCCGUCUUAAUGACUCUAGUAAUUUUCUUACACUUCAAAGUACCAGUGCCUCCCAUUGUGAGAUGUAAAAUAUUCCCAUAUACAGAAAACAGAUGUCUCACUACAGAAAUUGUGUCCGCAUCACAGUUUUCUUCCAAGUGACCUGCCCAUCCUUGAUGUCAAAAUGUAUUUGAGAGGUA
This is a messenger RNA of Psammomys obesus (fat sand rat), 1406 nucleotides long. It is a transcript of the gene Ankrd49, whose product is annotated as ankyrin repeat domain 49. The record is from RefSeq and is a predicted model, not a curated record. The coding region runs from base 518 to 1237 and encodes 239 amino acids. NCBI's taxonomy places the organism in Eukaryota, Metazoa, Chordata, Mammalia, Rodentia, Muridae. Gene Ontology annotation, molecular function: protein binding. The transcript has 3 exons.